Cheilinus undulatus (humphead wrasse) is the source of this 2665-nucleotide messenger RNA. RefSeq names its product gap junction protein, alpha 5a (gene gja5a). Gene Ontology annotation, cellular component: connexin complex. NCBI's taxonomy places the organism in Eukaryota, Metazoa, Chordata, Actinopteri, Labriformes, Labridae. Gene Ontology annotation, biological process: cell communication. Bases 259 to 1404 code for a protein of 381 amino acids. The record is from RefSeq and is a predicted model, not a curated record. The transcript is spliced from 2 exons.
CACUUAGUCAGACGGGGGUCCUCCAGAGCCACAAGGUCGUCCCAUUAUCACAGAGAGCACUGUGAUCAUUUCUCUAUCAUCACGUGAGACUUCACUGAAAGAAAGGAACACCAGUCCCCCAGACAAGGAGACUCUUCUACAUCAGGAACAUCCUUCAGAAAAAUCAGUGACCUCACCUUUCCACCCUUAGUCCGCUGCCCCCUCUCCUCCCUCUUCAGUCUUUGUGUCUCAGGUGUUUGUUCAGCCCUGUGAGCAGCAAUGGGGGACUGGAGUCUCCUGGGGAAUUUCCUAGAGGAGGUCCAAGAACACUCCACCUCUGUUGGGAAGGUCUGGCUAACCGUCCUCUUCAUCUUCCGCAUCCUUGUGCUGGGCACAGCAGCCGAGUCGUCCUGGGGCGACGAGCAGAGCGACUUCAUGUGUGACACCCAGCAGCCCGGUUGCACCAACGUGUGUUACGACAGUGCCUUCCCCAUCGCCCACAUCCGCUACUGGGUGCUGCAGAUCGUUUUCGUCUCCACACCUUCGCUCAUUUACAUGGGCCACGCCAUGCAUACAGUGCGCAGGGAGGAGAAGGAGAGGAGGAGGGAGCAGGAGGAGAGGGAGGUGAGGGGUGAAGGUGGAGAAGACUUGGAGGGGGAGAAGGAGUACCUGCAGCAGAAGGAGAGUAAAAUAAUGUCUGAUGGAGGUGGUCGUGUUCGCCUUAAGGGAGCGCUACUGCAGACAUACAUGCUGAGCAUCUUGAUCCGCACAGUGAUGGAGGUGACUUUUAUUGUGGUGCAGUAUCUCAUUUAUGGAGUUUUUCUCAAAGCAUUGUAUCUCUGCAACUCCUGGCCUUGUCCAAACCCAGUCAACUGCUACAUGUCCCGACCCACAGAGAAGAACGUCUUCAUCAUCUUCAUGCUGGUGGUCGCUGGCGUUUCUCUUCUCCUCUCUGUUCUUGAGCUCUACUAUCUCGGAUGGAAAAGUAUGAGACGGUGUAUACGCUACAAAAUGAUGCAGAGGAGCAGCCACAGAGCUGUAACAGUAGCUGCUUCUGAAGCUUUAGAGCCUAACAGCCCCUCUCGGCCCUCAGCCUCCUGCACUCCACCUCCUGAUUUCAGCCAGUGCCUGGCAGCUCCAAGCCCCAUGACCCCUCUGACCUCCAUGGCCUCUCAUCCCUUCAACAACAGAAUGGCGCUGCAGCAGAACUCAGUCAACUUAGCCACCGAGCGGCAUCACAGCUGCGACAACCUGGAGGACGAGGAGGACUUCCUCAGGAUGAGAUAUGAGCAAGCGCCUGCAGAGCUGCCCAACACCUGCUCCCCGUCGCCUCUGCUGCACUCAGGCUACGUGAGGGAGAAGCGGCGCCUGAGCAAGACCAGCGGGAGCAGCAGCCGGGCUCGCCAAGAUGACUUGGCAGUAUAGAAUCAAAACAGGAAGGGAAUCUGUCAAAGGAAGGAGGGACGAAGAGAUCAGUUUACUGAUGCAAAAAGGUGUCUUUGUACGUGUGCACAAGUUAAACUUAAUCACUGAAGCCAAACACUUGACUACGGAGGGAGCACAACGUGUUCACUUUAAGAAAAGACACUGUGAUCUCUGUGUUGACAACACAGACCUGACAAAGAUGAGCUUUUUUGUUUGUCUCAGAGCUCACAAAACUGACAACCAAAAUGCAAAAAGACAAUAUAUAUAUUUUUAAAUGAGAACAGGGUAACAGGUGUGAAACCUGACUAUUGCACAUUUAUGUUUUAGUUGAAGAGUAUAAGCCAAAGACUUUCCAAAGAGAAUGAUGGGAUUUGUUGGGAUUAAUGACCCUGUGACUUUUCCUCAUGAAACAAAAAUAAACCAAAAUAAAAAAAAAAGUAUUCCAAAAAGCACUAUUCCAGACAGCUGCAAAGAUAUUCAAUAGACAAAUCAGGGACUCACUGGUUAUAUGCAGUUAAUGUGAAGAGUCCUUUAAUGCAGUAAAUACAGUUAGUAAAUCAAGGUAAAGUGCCUUAAAAGUCUAAAAACAUUUCUUUCCAAAGGCUAAGACAAAAAAAAGAUAUUUUAAGAGAGCUAUUUUUAGACUUUUUGGACUGUUGAAACAGGUGAAUAGCCAUAAACUGCUAAUUAACUUUAGUUUCUUUACUAUCUAAAAAGAAAAGGUGUGGUAACUUUUGUGUGAUUUUGAAGUCAACUAAGUAUCAGGAUGACUCGUUUGCAGCGGUGAUGACAGAAUGUAGCCUGUUACAGGAUUUUCCUUCUGAAAGGGAUUCAAGGGAGGAAAAAGAGAAGAGCUCCUGCAUGGAUGCUGUUAUGAGGAGAUCCAGCCACUGGGUGGCAGCAUUGCACUUAAAUUUCUCUGUUUUUCUCCUAGAGCCAUUGUGUAAAUAUUCAGUUUGUCCUUAUGCAAUGUAUGUUUCAUUUGAUAUCUUUGAAUGUAUUUUAUUCCAUUUCUGGUGUAUGGUCCUCUUUGCUCUUGGAGUAAUAAUACAUGCUGUUUGUGACGCAGUUUCAAACUGAACAUCCGUGUUGUCUGAGGGGUUUGUUCUCCCACAGCAGACAUUUAUUUAAAAGAAAAAAUCUCAUCCAGCCUGCUGUACAUGCACUAUAGUUUCUGUUGUUUCUUUCACUCAGUCUUUACUGCAGUAAGUGUCAACACUUCACAACCACAACUCAUUAAAUCAUCAAUGGUGAAAUCCGA